AUGGCGCAGGACAAGGGAGAGUACAGCCAGGUCGCGAGGGAAGCCCCCGCGGACAGCACGGGGGGCAGGCUGAAGGCCGCUUUCGACGGAACGCCCUUCAAGUGGAAGGUCGCGAUCGCGGCAGGCAUCGGCGUCGCGGGCGUCGCCGCUCUGGGCGGCGGCCUCGCGGCUGGGAGCCGUGGCGCGUCUAGUGGGGCGGCCGUGGCGGCGGCGCAAAGCGAGGCCGUCCCGGCGCAGGCGAGCGUGACCGCGGACGCGCACGUCGGGUCGAAGGACCUUUCGGCGACCGGGUCGAGGACGCUGGAGGAGCCGGUGGCGGUGAAGGCGCCGGUGGCGGUGAUGAGCAAGGACAGCUUCGGCAAGGGCACGUCCUGCCGUGGUGUGGACGGCCAGGAGGGCGCUGAGGGCACGUCCUUCAAGGUCUACGCGGGCGUGAGCACCUUUGCCGACUGCAAGGAGAAAUGCCAGGGCGUCGGGGACUCGUGUACGGGCGUCGAGUACCACCACGACAGCCUCGAGUGCAGGGCAUGGAGCGCGCCCAUCGGGGGGACCGUGGAGGCGAAGGACGUCGGGUGCUUUCGGAGGAAGGGUGCGGAGCCAAACGCCAGCACCACCUCCAACGCGUCGGACGCCGCGCCGAUUGCCAAUCCCAAGCAAGAGGCCAAGUCGGCAGAGCGCCCAGCCAAGUGCGGCGACCGCUUCAAAGCGCCUAAGAAGCCGAAGACGGCCGACGAGCACAACGGCGUGGCCCUCGAGGACGUCUGCUUCGAGGGUGACGGCCCCCACCAUGUCUUCAUCAUCGGCGACUGGGGUGGCAUUACCCAGGGCGAUGGACGGCUCGCCGCCGCGCCGCAUCUCACGCACCGCUGGGAGACGAACUACAACUUCGUCUGGCCCCCUGACGAGCAGGCCCAGACCCUCGUCCGCGACCAGAUGCGGAAGCGCGCUCCGGAGAGCAGGCCAGACUACUUCCUCAACGUCGGUGAUAAUUUCUAUUGGGCGGGGGUCGAGGACCACUGCGGCGCGAAGGACAUCACGAAGCCCUACAGCAAGGGCGGCACCACGGUCUACAAGGAACAUAAGGUGAAUCAGUUCGAUCACGUGUACGAGAAGGUCUAUACCGGGGACGGCAUCGACGACAAGCAGUGGCUGGGCGUCCUGGGCAACCACGAUUAUGGCGGUUGGCUGUUCACCCACGCCUGGGACCAGAACAUCGGCUACACCUGGAGCUCGGCCGACUACUCCACUGGUCGGUGGAUGACUCCGGCCAUGUACUAUCGGUCCAAGGUGUGGUACGAGGACUUCGCCGUCGACUAUUACUUCCUGGACACCAACAUUUUCGACGCCCUGGACCCCAAGGAUCCGUCCCCGCACAAUAUCUGCUCCGAGACGCACAACGACGAGAAGCCCGUCACCUGCGCCCCCGUGGGGCCGAGCGGCGUGUGGAAGUGCCAGGACUGGUUCGGCAAGCUUUGGAAGAAGCAGCAGAAGUGGCUCGACGAGGUGGUGCCAGAGUCGACCGCCGACUGGCGCAUCGUCGUCACGCACUUUCCGCCGAGCUGGGGCGCGCCCGACUGGAAGAAGCUCGGCUUCAAGCACGAAAUCGACCUCGUCAUUGCCGGUCAUAGGCACCGCCAGGACAUGCACCAGCCUGGCGACAACAGGACCAUGGUGUGGCAUAACGACCCGAACGGGCUGUACAACGAUUUCCUGGACCCCAUCGUGUGGGUGACCUCCGGCGGCGGCGGCGGCGUCACCUCCGAGCGGGAGCCGUCGAUGGACGGUAAUGACGACCAGUAUGGCUUCAUGGAUAUGACCCUGGAGAAGAGUAAGAUUACGAUCGAGGGUAUCUCCCAUGGUGGUCAGCUUCGCAGGAAGCUCGUCAUGGAGCCCGCGUUUCCUCAUCACCCUCUGUACGACGAGGCCAAGGCCAAGAAGGCCGCGAAGGAGGCCAAGGAGAAGGCAACGGCCUGGACGAAGAAGCAUGCGGCAGAGAUAAAGGCCAAGGAAGAGGCAUGGGCCGAGGCACACAAGAAAAAGCCCGAGACGGAAGGGGACAGUGAUGAUUCCGAGGCAGAUGCCCAUGCUGAGUGA
Molecule: messenger RNA, 2094 nt
Organism: Prorocentrum cordatum
Lineage: Eukaryota; Dinophyceae; Prorocentrales; Prorocentraceae
Source: the annotation of a GenBank genome assembly